Dipodomys ordii (Ord's kangaroo rat) is the source of this 3553-nucleotide messenger RNA. It is a transcript of the gene Aplp2, whose product is annotated as amyloid beta (A4) precursor-like protein 2. Gene Ontology annotation, cellular component: membrane. Gene Ontology annotation, biological process: central nervous system development; axonogenesis. Gene Ontology annotation, molecular function: serine-type endopeptidase inhibitor activity; transition metal ion binding; heparin binding. The transcript has 17 exons. Lineage: Eukaryota; Metazoa; Chordata; Mammalia; Rodentia; Heteromyidae. Bases 51 to 2231 code for a protein of 726 amino acids. The record is from RefSeq and is a predicted model, not a curated record.
UUGCAGCCAAUGCUGGAACAGGAUUUGCUGUUGCUGAGCCUCAGAUUGCAAUGUUUUGUGGGAAGUUAAAUAUGCAUGUGAACAUUCAGACUGGGAAAUGGGAACCAGACCCAACAGGCACCAAGAGCUGCUUUGGAACAAAAGAAGAAGUUCUUCAGUACUGUCAAGAGAUGUAUCCAGACCUACAGAUCACAAAUGUGAUGGAAGCAAACCAGCGAGUCAAUAUUGACAGUUGGUGUCGCAGGGAUAAAAAACAAUGCAAGAGUCACUUCGUUAUACCUUUCAAGUGUCUAGUGGGUGAAUUUGUAAGUGAUGUUCUGCUAGUUCCAGAAAAAUGCCAGUUUUUCCACAAAGAACGGAUGGAUGUGUGUGAGAAUCACCAGCACUGGCAUACUGUAGUCAAAGAGGCAUGUCUAACUCAGGGGAUGACCUUAUAUAGCUACGGCAUGCUGCUGCCCUGUGGUGUAGACCAGUUUCAUGGCACAGAAUAUGUAUGCUGCCCUCAGACAAAGAUAAGUGACUCUGUUGAUUCUACUGUGUCCAAAGAAGAGGAAGAAGAGGCAGAGGAGGACGAGGAGGAAGAUGAGGAGGAAGACUAUGAUGUUUAUAAAAGUGAAUUUCCUACUGAAACAGUUUUGGAAGACUUCACAGAAGCAGCUGUGGAUGAAGAUGAUGAUGACGACGACGAUGAUGAUGACGAUGACGACGAUGAGGAGGAGGAGGAAGAAGGAGAGGAAGUGGUAGAAGACCGAGAUUACUACUAUGACACCUUUAAAGGAGAUGACUAUGAUGAGGAGAACCCAACUGAACCUAGCAGCGAGGGCUCUAUUUCAGACAAGGAAAUUGUUCACGAUGUUAAAGCUGUCUGCUCCCAGGAGGCGAUGACGGGGCCCUGCCGGGCUGUGAUGCCUCGUUGGUACUUCGACCUCUCCAAGGGAAAGUGCGUGCGCUUUAUAUAUGGCGGCUGCGGCGGCAACAGGAACAAUUUUGAGUCUGAGGAUUAUUGUAUGGCUGUGUGUAAAGCGAUGAUUCCCCCAACACCUCUGCCAACCAAUGAUGUUGAUGUGUAUUUUGAGACGUCAGCAGAUGAUAAUGAGCAUGCUCGCUUCCAGAAGGCUAAGGAACAAUUGGAAAUUCGGCACCGCAACCGAAUGGACAGGGUAAAGAAGGAAUGGGAAGAGGCAGAGCUUCAAGCCAAGAAUCUCCCCAAAGCAGAGAGACAGACCCUUAUUCAGCAUUUCCAAGCUAUGGUUAAAGCUUUAGAGAAGGAGGCUGCCAGUGAGAAGCAGCAGCUGGUGGAAACCCACCUGGCUCGAGUGGAAGCCAUGCUGAAUGACCGCCGACGGAUGGCUCUGGAGAAUUACCUGGCUGCCCUGCAGUCUGACCCACCUCGGCCUCAUCGCAUUCUCCAAGCCUUGCGGCGUUAUGUCCGUGCUGAGAACAAAGAUCGCUUGCAUACCAUUCGUCAUUAUCAGCACGUGUUGGCUGUUGACCCAGAAAAGGCAGCACAGAUGAAAUCCCAGGUGAUGACACAUCUCCAUGUGAUUGAAGAAAGAAGGAAUCAAAGCCUCUCUCUACUCUAUAAAGUUCCCUUUGUAGCCCAAGAAAUUCAGGAGGAAAUUGACGAGCUUCUUCAGGAACAGCGAGCAGACAUGGACCAGUUCACUGCCUCCAUCUCAGAGAGCCCUGUGGAUGUUCGGGUGAGCUCUGAGGAGAGUGACGAGAUCCCGCCGUUCCACCCCUUCCAUCCCUUCCUGCCCUUACCUGAGAACGAAGACACCCAGCCGGAAUUGUACCACCCAAUGAAAAAAGGGUCUGGAGUGGGUGAACAAGACGGGGGACUGAUUGGUGCGGAGGAGAAAGUGAUUAACAGUAAGAAUAAAGUGGACGAAAAUAUGGUCAUUGAUGAGACUCUCGAUGUUAAGGAAAUGAUUUUCAAUGCUGAAAGAGUUGGAAGCCUUGAGGAAGAGCCGGAAUCUGUAGGACCUCUGCGGGAGGACUUCAGUCUGAGCAGCAGUGCCCUUAUUGGCCUGCUGGUUAUUGCAGUGGCCAUUGCCACGGUCAUUGUCAUCAGCCUGGUGAUGCUGAGGAAGAGGCAGUAUGGCACCAUCAGUCACGGGAUUGUGGAGGUUGACCCCAUGCUAACCCCAGAAGAGCGUCACCUGAACAAGAUGCAGAAUCAUGGUUAUGAAAACCCAACCUACAAGUACCUGGAGCAGAUGCAGAUUUAAGUCCUGGAAGUGUGUGACACCUGGCUGCAGAGUGCUGCAGGUGGGCCAGAGGAGGUCCAGCAUUUUGGAUCAACUGCUGACCACUAGCUGCUGCCAGUAGGUCUCAUCUUACAUCCUGACCUUCUGGAUUAAGACUAUAAAGUACUACUGUAGGGUUGCAAUUUCCAUUCUUUUAAAUGGGUUAAAAAAUUAAUAUAACAAUAUAUGAUAUAUAAACCUUAAGUGAAAUGAAAAAAAGAUCUAUUGCAGAUAUCUGACGGAUGUAGUUUUCUUUUUUAAAUUAAUCAGAAACCCCACUUCUAUUGUAUUGUCUCACACAUACAUGCUCUAUAUAAAUGGAAAAUGUUGAUUUUCAAUGAUAGAUUGUAUAUGCAGGCUGUUUGUUCCAGUUAUAUUGUAUAAGUCAACUCUUUAAGCUCAUUCACUGUUCCAAUUUUUAUUAAAAAAAAAAAAAGUAAAAAAAAGAAGGCAGUAUUUCCUUUUACCUUGUAGAAAGUUGCUGAAAAACUUUAGUGGACAGGGAACUGUCAUUUCUGCUGUAGCACACCAUGCUACACUUGUUAAAUGAUUUUAGAGGACCAGCUUCUUGGAAGUCUGGGGUUUCCAGUGCUGGGUACCUUGGUGUCUCUGUACCAGCCCUGUCACCAAAGGGGCUAACACCUUUUCCUUCUCACAUCUUCCAGAGAUAUGCAUACAGGUGAGCGUGUUUGCUGCUGCGUUCCUUCUAAAUCCAGUUCUUCCAUAGCAACUAGCCUGUAGUUUGUAUAUGAUGUUUUUCAGCCAUUUUUGUGGUUAUUUACUGUAGCCUUUUCUUCUCCAUGUUCCUUUCUGAAGUAUGUCCACAUGCGCAGCCUCUUCCUCUGGAUGUCUCCUGCACUCCUUACCUUUACUUGGGUCCACUCUCCUUUCCCGGCCUCUUGUUCACUCAGACCACAGGAAGUAGCUGAGAGCCCAGGGGAGAGCAGAGAGAGCCUGUUCAUGUGAAAGGCAAAUGUUCUGGGUUGCACGUGAAACUGGAUCUUAGACCUUGUGGAAAGCUUUGAGGACUUCCUUCACCUGCGUCUUUGUAAUGCUUGUAUAGUUGAUGUUGAUGCUCACAGCUUUCUUAAUUCUUUUCCUUUAAUCUGGAGGUUCCGGUAACCUGUGAUGUAUUUCAUUUUUUUCCCCUGUAACUGUUUAGUUUUCUUUUCUCUUCUUCCUCUCCUUUGGCUCUGUCUUUCACACUAUGCACACAUAAAACUUCACUUACAGACUCCUUAAUAUGAUCUGUGGAGAAUGUACAGAGUUUAAACACAUCAAUAAAUACUUUAACUUCCACCAAA